AUGUGUUCAGAAAAUGUGAAAAUAGUUGAAGUAUUAACUAGAAAUUUUAAAAAUUACGAAACAUUACGGGAAAAAAUUGGCGAUGUAAAUACAAUAUUAUACGAUUUCGGAGAAUAUCAGAAAGUUGUCGAUGGACAAAAAACGUUGGAUGAGGCAAUUAAAGUAAGUUAAUUUCCCUCGUUUUUUACCGUCGUUCACACAGACAAGUUUUUAGCACAACGGAAGGAAGCUUGUAUUGCGAUUAAUGAUUCAGAAAGUCGAUGAAGUUGAAAUGGAUGAAAAUGUUGCGGUUAAAACAAGAAAAGUUAUUAAAGUGCACGAUGAAAUGGAUACAAACUCACUAUUAAUUGGACUAACGAAAGUAAGAUUUGUAGGCGGGCGAUUUUCCAUUAUGCAAAAAUUUUAGAAAUGUUAAAAAUGAUCACCACAAAUGCAACUCACGUGAAUAAAAUGCUUCUUAAAUAAUUGAUUAAUUCUUCGCCGAAAAAUUAUUUUCAUAGCGUGAAAUAGAAAAUGCCAGUUUUGAAAUUGAUUCUAUUGAGGAAAAAGUCAAUCAAAUACAGAACAUGUAGCCGCUUAAGCAGAGAAACUUGCCUUGAAAAGUGAGAGAAAAAUUAGAAAAAUGAAAAUUUCAAAUUUGCAAAUGAACAAAUUAUGAAACGCGCGCAACCCUGCAGAUCUAACAUGUCUCGCAACGAAACACACAAUUAUCAUUGUGUACCUUGAUAAGAUUACUGUGUUUUUGCAUUAUUUUUUUUUUUUGAAAUUUCAAAAAUUUUGAAACUUUUUAAAUUUUGAAACUUUUUAAAAAGAUAAACUAAAAAUAUAAUUUUCAGAUCGAUCUAGUGAGUAAUGAUGGAACAAUAUGCGGGAAAUCCUAUCGAGUACCAAGCAAUACGAGCAGAUAUUCUGAAAAACUCAUGAGUGCGCCCAAAAAGUAUAAAAUUGGAAAGAAAUUAGGAGAAGGAACUCUAGGAAAAGUGUAUAUUGCUGAAGGAAAUAAAGGUGGAACCUAUGCUGCUAAAAUUAUUCAGAAGAAUGGUCGAAAACUACCACAAGAAGCAGAUGUACAAUAUUUGAGUGAGUAUUUUUGAAUUAAUUUUUUACAAAACUGAUAAAUAACAAACAUUUCAGAACUUCUUCAUCAUAAACGUAUUGUUGAAUAUAUGUAUAUAAUUGAACCUGUAAAUUCGAAUGAAAUUCAUAUUUUAAUGGAAUAUAUGUAUUCUGGUUCAUUGAAAGAUUAUAUCGAAAAGAAUGCACCGCUUCAUAAUGAACUUGUGAAAUGUUAUAUAAAGCAGGUAAACAACUUUUGAAAAUGCAUUUCAAUUAUCCAAAAAAGCAAAGUUUUAGAUUGCGGAGGGUUUGGAUUUUCUACACAACAAAAAUAUAAUUCAUCAAGAUUUGAAACCUGCAAAUCUUCUUCUGAAAAACACCCACGAAGAAAGAUUGAUAAAAAUUGCUGAUUUCGGAUCAAGUAAAUUCGACACACUUCGAACAAAAUCUGGACAACAAGGAAGAACUCCAAAAUACACAGCGCCUGAAGUGACAAAUGGAAAAGAAUUAGCUGGAAGAAGAAGUGAUAUUUGGAGUUUUGGGGUUAUUGUGAUUGAGAUGUUUAGUGGAAUUUAUCCAUGGAAUAUUGAUGGAGAACAUCCAUUUAUUGUUGCAAAAAUUUUAGAAGAACAAGAACCAAGAAUUAUUGUAAGUUAUCUUUUUAUUUGUAUUGAAAAAUAUUUAUACAUUUUGAAGAGAUCUGAAAGAACUGAUGAAGAUUUAAUAAAUCUUUCGAAGCGAAUGAUAUCUUCAAUGCAUUCUCGUCCAUAUGCUUCAACUAUUCUCGAACUUCCUCUUCUUCAGGAUUCGGCCGAAAGUAAAACAAAUAGUGAUGAUUCGGAUAGCGAUUAUUUUUGA
Caenorhabditis angaria is the source of this 1914-nucleotide messenger RNA. NCBI's taxonomy places the organism in Eukaryota, Metazoa, Nematoda, Chromadorea, Rhabditida, Rhabditidae. The record is from the annotation of a GenBank genome assembly.